Messenger RNA from Phycomyces blakesleeanus NRRL 1555(-), 381 nucleotides. RefSeq lists its product as hypothetical. The coding region runs from base 1 to 381 and encodes 126 amino acids. The record is from RefSeq and is a predicted model, not a curated record. Lineage: Eukaryota; Fungi; Mucoromycota; Mucoromycetes; Mucorales; Phycomycetaceae. The transcript has a single exon.
AUGAUUUCUAUGGUUCUCGGACUGGUCUGUGCUGCUCCACUAUCUUCUGAUGAUAAAGAAAACUGUGUUGUCCUUACUCAUCCUACCAACGGUACCGUCUGGUACGCUAGUGGAAGCUACUUGGUUUCAUGGAAUCUCAGAAAACACUGCUAUGGAACUUAUUACACAUACAUGAUCCCAGCAACUGAACAAGAAAAUGGCGAGUAUGCUUUUGGAGUACCUUACAAGUCUCCCGAGCCAGUUGAUAUCAAUUCGGGAAUGGGUACCAUAGAUCUUGCUGACCACGUAACUCCCGGUAGUUAUGCCUUUGCCGUCGCCAAAUAUGAUGGAGAAGGCAUGGACUAUAAUGAUUUUGCGCUUGUCAAUCUUGCCUACAUUUAA